GAUCCCCAGCAGUGCUGAUUAUGUCAUCACUAUGAGAAACAAUAUGCAGUAUUCCAAAUACUGGCUAAAUGGCCUUUCGCUGGCCAUCCAAUUGGCCAUCAGUGGAGCUGGCUUUCUAGAACAAAACUAUCCGCCCAGUGUUAUUGAAGACGCACAUCUGACGACGCUGGAGCUGCUGGCCAAAUACAAUUAUCCAAAUGAAGCGCACUUUGUCACCACCUCGGACAACUAUAUACUGGGAAUGCAUCGCAUUCCUCGACCAGGCGCUCAGCCCGUCCUGCUGGUGCACGGACUACUGGACAGCUCUUCCACAUGGAUAAUGAUGGGACCACAAAGUGGAUUGGCAUAUUAUCUGUACGACUCUGGCUACGAUGUCUGGCUGGGGAAUUGUCGCGGCAAUACCUAUUCUCGCAACCACACUUCGCUGAACCCCAAUAAAGAUCGUGCUUUUUGGAACUUUUCGUGGCAUGAAAUGGGAAUCUAUGAUCUGCCUGCAAUGAUCGACACAGUACUAGAUGUGUCGGGCUUUAAGAAGUUAACGUACUAUGGUCAUUCCCAGGGUACGACUGUCUUCUUCGUGAUGGCCUCCAGUCUUCCAGCAUAUAAUGAUAAUGUUCAUCUGAUGAACGCCCUGGCACCCGCGGUGUUUGUGCAACACACAAAGACGCCGCUACUUGAUAUGGGACUUUCCAUGAAGAAUGUGUUUUUAACGGACAAUGGACCCUCAGAAAUCAUGCCGCGGUCCGAAAUGGGUUUGGAUUUCUGCUUCAUGUCAUCAUAUUGGCUAAAAUUUUGCAUGCGCUUUACUAGACUUUUAUUUGGCGGCAAUGGAAAAUCACACAAUAAGACCAUGUAUCCUGUAAUGUUCGGACAUUGUCCCGCCGGCUGCAGCACGCUUCAAGUGAACCAUUUUCUGCAGAUGGUUAGGUCCGGCAGAUUCCGUCCAUACAACUUUUACCUAAAAAGAAAUCAACGUAUUUAUGGAACCUCUAAGCCACCCGACUACCAAUUACAACGCGUUACGGCACCUAUCGCUUUAUAUUUUACAAAGGACGACUUUCUUACGGUGCCAGAGGAUGUUCAGCGAUUGGCAAAGCAGUUGCCCAAAGUGGUCGUCAAUCAUUUAUAUGAGAAUCCUGAAUGGAAUCAUGUGGAUAUGGUUUGGGCCCCAAAUCUGCGACAAGAGGCGCAGCCGCAAAUGAUGGCUAAUUCCAAGAAAUGGGAGACAACCGACGAAUGAAAAGGAAAUAAAAUACUAUUUUCAGCUUAAAUGUCGUUUAAUAAACGACCACCCAGCU
Scaptodrosophila lebanonensis is the source of this 1298-nucleotide messenger RNA. Its product is annotated as lipase 1-like. Lineage: Eukaryota; Metazoa; Arthropoda; Insecta; Diptera; Drosophilidae. The record is from RefSeq and is a predicted model, not a curated record. The coding region runs from base 32 to 1240 and encodes 402 amino acids. The transcript is spliced from 3 exons. Gene Ontology annotation, molecular function: hydrolase activity, acting on ester bonds.